GCACUUUUCCCAACAUCAUGGCGUCGCAGCUGCGGCGCUUGCGGACCUUGCGGACUGCCCCAUGUGUGAGGAUGAGAUUUUUGCAGAGGAGGUCAGUCCAGACUUGGGGAGACGAGGAGCCUUCCAUCUUUCGGCCAAAGACUGCCUUCAAGACUCGGAAGGGUCUCCAGCUCCCCGAGGGAUGGCGCGAGAUCACCUCGCCCUCCAAGGGCGUCUACUACGCGCAUGACUCCGGAGCAACCCAGUUUGACUUUCCCAAAGGGCCACCAGCUGCAGCAGAGGUGAGACGAGCUCAAAAUGAACGUGCAGAACGCUAUGGUCACAGGACACAGCAGCUGUGCCCCGGGGCCACGGUGCGCUUGAUCGGCCUGGAGCGGUUUCCACAGCUCGAGGGGAAAACUGGAACCUGCGUGCAAUUGGAUCCGGACGGCUACGUCCGGGUGCGACUGGACAGCGGGGAGUUGAAAGCUGUCAAGCUGAAGAACCUGAUGCUGGUGACCCCUCCCGAGCCGAGCGCGGCCUCGCGACAAAGCGCGGCCAGUCGGCCGCCAAAUGCGCAGACGAAGGAGAAAUCAAAGUCAUUUCUCAGGUGGCCAUUGCUGGGUGCCACGACGCUAACGCUGGGGGUGCUCUACCAGUACUACCUGUUGUCGGAGCAGGAUCGCACUCGGGCAGAGCAGAAGGAAGCGGCGAAGUCCAGCCCGAAAGCCGCUGGCCCGACGGUCCCGAAGGAGCCGCUGCCGGAAGGUUGGUGUGCGCAUUUGGACCCUGGCACGGGUCGUUUGUAUUACUGGCAGGAGGUGGAUCCCAGCAAUACAGUGACCUGGGACCGACCCGUGGCUCCCGUGGCGAAAACAGCCCGGACGGAUCAUCGGAUCGGUGACCCGGGGGUUCCCUGGCUUUUCUCAGAUGUCCGCUGGAGUGCUGGAUUCUGUAGAUACCUCCAAGACGAUGCCAAGCACCGUGAUCUCCGAUGGGCCGGUGAUGAAAAUCGUGGAGGAUGGGGCGGCAUCCCGGAGACCACCCUGGGUGGGGAGGUCAGAGGUGUCCCAGCUGGGUCCGUCCCAGUGCUCCCAGGCACGUUGCAGCACAACGGUGUUGGUGCUGUGAAGCAACUGGUCGUCAUCUCCUCCUUGCCACGCCAUGCGGCCACAGCGACCCCUGCGGACCCCGCGCCCGGCUCCUCGACUGCGCCGCGUGGCGCUCUUCCAAUGGUCGCUGCAGCUGGUGCCGUGCUGGCAAAGCAGAAGCGACGUGCGACGGUGCGCCGCUUGGGGCCCACGGCCAGCGCGGAACUGUUGGAGGUGCGAUCCGCGGAGCAAGGCACUGCCUCGGAUGUGAAGCCCUGGCAGUUCCUCAGUGGCAUCGCCAAGGACGCGGCGCGCGCCUGGUUUGUGCAACGCGCUGAGGACCGGGGCAUCGCUUGGAGGCGCUCCCCACCGUAUUGGCCUCCUCACUUCCGAGCAGAGAACUUGGUGCCAAAACCUACUGCGACGCAAGCUGUGGUUGAUCCUGCGGACAAAGACAUUCUUCAGGAGCAGGACCUGCCCCUGGUGACCACGGCAGUUCAUCGUCUUCUGCCGCACCUGGCCUUUCUCCAACGAGAUUGUGCGGAAGCACAAGGCUCAGAGCUCCAGUUGGCACGGGCCAGCUUUGAAACCACAAAUUGA
Molecule: messenger RNA, 1670 nt
Organism: Cladocopium goreaui
Lineage: Eukaryota; Dinophyceae; Suessiales; Symbiodiniaceae
Source: the annotation of a GenBank genome assembly